This is a messenger RNA of Cooperia oncophora, 348 nucleotides long. Lineage: Eukaryota; Metazoa; Nematoda; Chromadorea; Rhabditida; Trichostrongylidae. The record is from the annotation of a GenBank genome assembly.
AUGGGUGGCUACGAGAAUGUCGACACAACUGUGUACCGAUACGCUAUCUGGAACUACAUCCAUGCUCUGUUUGGCAUUCGGCACGAUGACUACGACUAUGCCAAGGUAAACACCUUACUGUCUCGUGAGAUGAAGACAUUUGUCAAGAUGGCGGCAUGCUACCCUCAUCGCAUUAGCGAAGAUAUACGAGCGUCUGUUAUGAAAGAUUUCAAGAUGUCUGAGAAGAUCCAUGUGAUGCUGCUGAUUAUGGAAGCCCGUCUGCAAGCGUCGAUGUUAUACUUCACUCGAGGUUUGACUAAUCACUACUCGCGUGCGAAGAAAUCCAGUCAGCCGAAACGUCUCGAUUGA